This is a messenger RNA of Eurytemora carolleeae, 555 nucleotides long. Its product is annotated as ras-related protein Rab-23. NCBI's taxonomy places the organism in Eukaryota, Metazoa, Arthropoda, Copepoda, Calanoida, Temoridae. The record is from RefSeq and is a predicted model, not a curated record. Gene Ontology annotation, molecular function: GTPase activity; GTP binding.
GUUCUAGGAUGGAAGAGAAAAGUAGAGGAGGAAUGUGGACGGAUACCAAUGCUUCUAGUUCAGAAUAAAAUGGAUUUAUUACACGAAUCUACGGUGGACAGUGAUGAAGUUGAAGAAAUGAGCCGAAAACUAGGAUUAAAACUCAUCAAAACUUCAGUUAAAGAAAAUCUAAACACAGCUCAGGUCUUUUCCUGCUUAUCACAGCUCUGUUUGAAUGAGAGAACUGAAGAACUAAAGCGAGAACAGUUUUAUACCAGAAUAGGAGGAAGUUUAGGGCUAGAAAGAAAAUCAUGGCGAGACAGAAAACACAAUUCGGCUGGCAUUAGAGAUUUAUUAGUUAGAAGGAAGGAAGCCCUGCAGUGUAUCCGGCUGAGAAAUGAAACCCUGUAUCAUCCAACACGAACCCUUCAGAUUACCUCCUCACAAUCUAACUCAGGAACAAAAUGGCGUAAAUCAAGAAAAUGGCGGGAAGUGUCUGAGCCUGGCAGCCAUUUCUUACAACAUUGUAACAUUUUAUGAAAAGCAAAUAAAAUAAAACAUAAUAUUUAGAGAGAA